AUGGUGCGCAGGCCUGUCGCGACCGUUUUUGGCGGGACACGAAUCGGCAACAGAGAACUAUUCAAGCCCGAGACCAAUCUCGAAUCGUUCUUGACCAUCUUGCGUCUGCACAACAUUACGACUAUCGAUACGGCCCAGGCUUAUGGAAACUCUGAAGCUGCUCUCGGACAAGUAUGCGCCGGUGCAAGAUUCACUUUGGAUACGAAAUGGAGUCCUUCCUCCUGGACAGGAACGACGCCAUGGGCCACCAAGGAUCGCAUCAUAGAAACAGCAGAAGCCAGCGUCCAGAAGCUUGGCGCGGCAGCAGGGAUAUUUUAUCUUCAUCAAAUGGAUCGCCUCACCCCCUUCCCUGAAACUCUUGCUGCAGUAAAUGAGGUAUACCAGCGAGGGCAUUUCCGCCGAUUUGGCCUUUCCGGGUUUCCACCCAAGGACAUCGAAGCCGUGUACAACCACUGCGUCGAACGCGGCUAUCCUCUGCCAGCUGUGUACCAGGGAAGCUAUAACCCGCUGAGCCGUGACAAAGAGAUGGCGCUCUUACCGACCCUGCGCAGACUCGGAAUGGCAUUUUAUGCCUUUGGGCCAUCUGCUGGCGGCUUCCUCGGCAAGACGGUGGCGCAAGCGGAACAAAUGAAAAGCAACAUGGACUCUGUGUCGGCAACAUGUAAACCCUAUCUACGCCAUCCGAAAUAUCUUGUAGCCCUGGCGAGAUGGAACGCGCUCGCUGAGACCGAGGGCUUGAGUGCGGCGGAGAUGGCGUACCGAUGGAUGGCCCAUCAUUCGGCGCUUGAAGGUGAAAAGGGCGAUGCCCUCAUCAUUGGAGCCAGCAGCCCCGAACAGCUGGAAGAAAGUUUGGCAGGAAUCGAGAGAGGGCCUCUGAGUGAUGAAGCCUGCGCCGGUAUUCAAAAGAUAUGGGAGAGUGUGGCAGGGGCGGCCUAG
Beauveria bassiana ARSEF 2860 is the source of this 936-nucleotide messenger RNA. Its product is annotated as aldehyde reductase (GliO), putative. The record is from RefSeq and is a predicted model, not a curated record. Gene Ontology annotation, cellular component: cytosol. Lineage: Eukaryota; Fungi; Ascomycota; Sordariomycetes; Hypocreales; Cordycipitaceae. Bases 1 to 936 code for a protein of 311 amino acids. The transcript has a single exon.